UCCAGGUGGGGGAUCCAUGGAUUUAAGAGGCUUUUCCCAGUUCUAGGACGGUCACGGCUGGGGUGGGGGGAUUGAAAUGAGGCUGCUCUGGAGGACUUUUCUGUUUCCUUGAGUCGUUGCCACCUGGGGAAAAGUCCUGAUUUCCGUGGGAAGGAGAGCGCUGCUCUAAUUGUGUCGCGCUCCCGCCUCCAAUUCCCGGGGCAAUCCCGCCUGCCAGCCGGGAGGGAAGUUUGGAGACGGGGCCGUGCGUGUCCCCGGAGCGGGUCAGACCCCCCGGGAGAGGAUGGAUUGGUGCUCCAGGGGCUUUGGGGAGGGGAGCUCCGAGCCCAGGCCGUGUCCUUGGAAGCGGCCCCGUUGUCCUGGGGCUGUGCCGGGUGUUUGUCCGUCUGUCCGUCCGCACAGCUUCUCGUGCUACUUGUCCCAGUCCAAAGGGCUCGGAGAGCAAGCAACUGGCAGGGCCAUUUCCCAUCUGGGGCUGGGUGUUGCUACAGGGCCGGGGAGAACUUUGGGAAUUUGUAACUUUUAGUUCCAGUUCCUGCUUGGGAGGCCUCAGGCUCAGCCAAAAUCAGGGAAAAUAACUGUGGAAAUAAGAGCUCCCGAUGUUUUCUUCUGGGUUCUCUUAAAAUAACAAGGAGUGAGGAAUCCACCACUCCCUGCCCAUUAUCCCAUUGGCAUUGAUGGGGUGGCACGAGUAGGAAUUACAGAACCAGCUCCUCCAAUUGAUUUCCCUCAAAUUACUCAUCCAGUAAUUAAUUCCUGGCUCUCGCUCCUCGUUGUCCGUGGACUGGGGUCCAGCUUGUUCCCUGGUUUCCCUGGGAAGCGGAGGGAGUGGUGCCAGCAUUUCCCAUGCUCACCCCUCAGACCUCAGACAAUUGGCCUUUAUUUUUUUUUUUAUUAGAAAUUCCUGUUUUCAGGGAUUUCUGAGGAGCCCAGGAGGGAAAAGCCUUUCCGAAUGAAAUCCCUCCUCAUUACGGUGCUGCUGUUCCCGUCGUGCCGAGCCCACGGAUCCCCCAGCGCGGCUGAAAAGCCAAAUUACGGCUUCCAUGGAAAUAAAGCUGCAGGAUGCGUUUUCAGACCACAAUUCCUGCACAACCCCGCGCUGGGGAGGGAGAUUCCAGCCCAAAUUGUUGUCAGCUCGUGGAGUGAAUGGAUGCUGUGGGGCGGGAAGGGGAAUUCCGGAGUGCUUGGCUCUGUUUUUGCUGCCUGGAAUUGUCUUCGGCUCUGGGAUUGACCCCGGGAUGUCCUUGACCCUGGGAUGGCCCUCAGCCCUGGGAUUGUCCUGGCCCUUGGGAUUGUCCUCAGCCCCAGGGAUGUCCUCAGCCCCGGGGUGCCCCCUCCACGUCGGUGACACAGAUGCCAGGGUGGGAACAGCGCCAGUGUUGUGACACCGGCCCGUGUUGUCCUUAUUUUGUGCAGCCCCUAUAACUAAUUAACUGAUCCCUCCCUGACUGGAACUGCCUCGAGUUCCCGUGGUGCCCGUGGCACUCAAGGACACGAGGCACCUCUUCAGCAGCUCUGGCAAUGUGCAGCCCAGGCUCCUUGGGCUUGGCCCGUUCAGGAGCACUUUAAUGUUAAAAUUUUGGGUUCGGAAGGGAACGACCGAUUUGUGUUGGCUCAGGAAGCUCUGUGGGAUGGAGGGACCCCCUGAUGGGGCUGCUGCAGCUCAGCUUUCCUUAUCAAGGAGACAAUUAAUCUCCCAAAUUGUCCCUGGUUUAAUUGUUCUCCACAGCAAAUGCUCCGUUCCUGACCCAGCCAACAGCCAAUUAGAGCAACUGCACACAGCACAGCUCCUGUCUCCAAAACUGGGCUCAUUUGGGGUUUUAACAGCUGGGAAUCGAUAAAUAAAAGCCAUUUGAGCAUCUGAAACCUUGGGUAUCUCUGUGGGGUGCCAGGAAACACAGGACAUGGCCGAUUUUCCUUGGAUUUCAGGGUUGGCCCUCGUGAGGCCGCACACGGGGUGUUGGUGUUCUCUCCUUGCCCAAAAUCUUGAUUCUUUUUGUGGAUAAAAUGAAAGGGAGACACCUCAGCAGCUUCCAGAGGCUGAUCCUGACUGGGCUCUGCUUUCUCUUCCAGCCAGAGCCCUCAAAGAUGGAUAUAGAAGACUGUAACGGGCGAGCCUACAUACCUGGAAUCUGCUCUUCCUGGAAGGUGAGUGGCUGCGUGCGCCCUGCCAGCGACGCAGACAUGCACACGCAGCCCGGAAUCCAGCGCUGUUUCCAAGGAGUUGGAUGUGAUAACACUCCAGGGUAUCUCCAGCAAGGCAGUGGGGAUUCCUCGCUGGAGAAGGAAUUCACCUCGGCGAUCGUGGGCCCCGCGGUGAGCACCCCCAACAGCCAGCACUCCUCCCCGAGCCGCUCCCUCAGCGCCAACUCCAUCAAGGUGGAGAUGUACAGCGAUGAGGAGUCCAGCCGGCUGCUGUCGCAGGACGAGCGGAUGCUGGAGAAGGAGGACAGCGUCAUCGUGGAGGACUCGCUCUCGGAGCCCCUGGGCUACUGCGACGGGGCGGGCCCGGAGCCGCACUCUCCCGGGGGAAUCCGCCUUCCCAACGGGAAGCUGAAGUGCGACAUCUGCGGCAUGGUUUGCAUCGGCCCCAACGUGCUCAUGGUGCACAAGCGCAGCCACACCGGAGAAAGGCCCUUCCACUGCAACCAGUGUGGAGCCUCCUUCACCCAGAAGGGAAACCUCCUGCGCCACAUCAAGCUGCACUCGGGCGAGAAGCCCUUCAAAUGUCCCUUCUGCAACUACGCCUGUCGCCGGCGGGACGCGCUCACCGGCCACCUCCGCACGCAUUCCGUCUCCUCCCCCACCGUCGGCAAACCCUACAAGUGCAACUACUGCGGCCGGAGCUACAAACAGCAGAGCACGUUGGAGGAGCACAAGGAGCGCUGCCACAGUUACCUCCAGAGCCUCAAUCCCGAGCCACAGGCGCUGCCUGGCCAGCAAGCUGAGGAGAUGCGGGACCUGGAGAUCGUGCCCGACUCCCUGCUCCACCCCUCGGCCGAGCGGCCGACCUUCAUCGACCGCCUGACCAACAGCUUCACCAAACGGAAACGCUCCACGCCGCAGAAAUUCGUGGGGGAGAAGCAGAUGCGCUUCGCCCUCUCCGAGCUCCCCUUCGACGUGAACUCCAGCUUCGAGAAGGACGUGGAGGUGGUCUCAGCCCACCACCCCCUCGACGCCUCCUACGGCGGCCCCCUGUCCCUGCUGGGGGGGGAGCACCUGCGCUCGCUCCGCCUGCCCCCCACAAACUGCAUCUCUGAGGUCACCCCCGUCAUCAGCUCCGUCUACACGCAGAUCCAGGCGCUGCCGGCACGGCUGGAGCUGCCAGGGGGCCGGGAGGCGGCCGAGGGCCACGAGGAGGUGCCCGACGGGGUGUCAGUGGUGUUCCGGGCCCGGGAGCCCAGCGGGUCUCCCUCCAACGGCUGCCAGGACUCCACGGACACGGAGAGCAUCCACGAGGAGCGGAGCUCGCAGCUGGCGCCCGGGAGCAGCCGGCACAGCCCAGCCUAUGCCAAAGAGGAGCCCAAGGGGCCGGAGGGACCCCCGGGCGCCCGGUGCACCCCCAGCUCCGCCAAAGAAUCCCUGCGGGUGCUCAACGAGGACGGAGAGCAGCUCCGGGCCUUCAAGUGCGAGCACUGCCGGAUCCUCUUCCUGGACCACGUCAUGUUCACCAUCCACAUGGGCUGCCACGGCUUCAGAGACCCUUUCGAGUGCAACAUCUGUGGCUACCACAGCCAGGACCGGUACGAGUUCUCCUCCCACAUCGUGCGGGGCGAGCACAAAAUCGGCUGAACCUCCUCCGGGCCCCCCAGCCCAGCCCACCCCCCUCCUCAGUUCUCCCCCCUGUCUCUAGCGCAGCCCCUCCAUCCCUAGGGCAUGGAACUGUUGGUUUUUCUUUUAUACUCCUUUGCACUGACUUUGGCUACAAAAAGUAUUUAAAAAAAAAUUUUUUUCAAUAAUUAAAAAAAAAAAAAAAACAAACCACAAACCAACCGGCCCCGCCGAGGGGGAGCCCUUAAUCUGCCUUUUUAUAAACGGAGUUAUUUAAAUAUUGAAUAUUAAUGGACUUUUUUGUGCUUUCCCCCCACCUCCCAAACCUCUCUCCGUUAUUUAUUAAGCUUUUGAGUUUCCCUUUUUAUAACUCUGUCGGGUCUUUUACCCAAAGAAAGUCUCACUUGAACUUUUGAGACUGUUCCCGCCUGUCCUGCCCCAUCGGCUCCUCUCUGAGCCCAUUCCUUGGUGCGAGCCCGGCAUUGCCCGUCCCCAUUCCCGGGCAAACUGAACCUCAAAUUAGGUGCUAAACCCCCCCGGGACCCCCCCAGUCCCCAGCCUGACCCUUCCCAGCCCGGCAGGAGCCACUGCAUCCCGAGCUUUGUCUGGGAAACCCCCGGAGUGGGAUGUGGGGACUCCCAGGCACCUUCCCAGCUCCCCUCUCGUGGAGUUCAGAGCCCCCUGACCCCACGUGGGGGCAAUGGGGGUCCAUGUCCUCCCAAAAAAUGAAGGAUGAGCGUCCGGGGGCAGAUCCAUCCUGUUCCUGGGAUCUCCUCCUUCUCCUCUUCCUCGGCACAGGCCGGAAUCUGCUGCAGGGCAGGACCCCCCCGGGGGACCCCAGAUCCGGCGGGACCCCCCCGGGGGACCCCAGGUCCGGCCCCCCCUUGCUCCCCCCAGCACUCCCAGGGGUCAGCGGGGUCUCCGUGCUCUCCUGGUGCUCCAGUUCCUGCUUGGAGCAGCCGGAAGCUGGAGCCUCCCAGGACCCCCACGUUUGGGACCGAUGCCCCCAGCACGCCCCUCUUCCCCCUGGGAUGAUCCUGGGGGAAUUGCCGGGAUCCAGGCGGAUUCCAGGGGUGAAUUCCAUUCCCGGUUAGGGGUUCCCAGUCCCACGGCUGGGGGGUCUGGGUGGGAGAAGGGGCCCCUCUGGGAUGGGAGAAGGGAUUCAGCAGCGAGAACCAAAAAUCCCGGGCUCAGCCCCCGCCCCUCGGAGCUGGGGGACCCCCAACCGCAGCCCCCCUGCCCAUGGGGACCCCUGGCUGCAGCCCCCCCUCCCCUUGGUGCUGAGAGCCCCCCAGCCCGUCCCCCCCGGCCCAGGAUGCAUAAAAGGCCCCUCGUGGCGCCCCCGAGGGCGAAACCAAAGCUGUUCCUUUGUACGGACACACACACACCUCAGGGCGGCCGCGCCCGCUGCCCCUCCCGCCUCUCUUUGGGAGAUUAUCCCAUUUUUGGGGAUUUUAUCCCUUGUUUUCCCCCUCCUUUUUGCUCUCCGUGACGGCCUCUGGUGGCGAGUGGAGGUGGGGGACGGCUGAAGGAGGGGGGGUCACCCCAUUCCCAGCCGCCCAUAACGGGGUGCCCACGGCACCUCUCUCCCCCCCAGCGCCCAAACCAACCCAAAAAAGGGGUUUUUUAAUCCAAAUCGAAGCUCUGCCGUUUCCAACCCCUCUUGGGUUGGUUGGUUGUUUUUUUUUCCCCCUCUUUCCGUUUUCUUUUUUUUCCCUGUCGGAGUCUGAAACAAAACUGUAGGAAUUUUGUAAAACCUCCAGGUCGCUUUAUCCCUGUAAAUAUCUAUUUUUUAAUCCGAUGGAUGAAGAACAAACGAGGAUGUGCAAUACCCCGCCCCUCCCCGGAGUUUUUUGGUUGUCUCUCGUUAAUGGAUUCGCUGUUGUCUUUGCUUUGCCCUUUUUUGUGAGGUUUUGACUCGCUUUUGGACACCCUCUGUCCCCUCUCCCCCAUCUCCCCGCCCCCAGGAGCUUUUGUAUCUGUAAAAUAUUGUAAUUAAUGAUUUGUGUAACGAGAUCUACUGUAAGUUUUGUACUGUACUGGCUGAGGGUCUGUUAUAAAUAAACCGGAGUAAUUUAAUGCCC
Molecule: messenger RNA, 5855 nt
Organism: Myiozetetes cayanensis
Lineage: Eukaryota; Metazoa; Chordata; Aves; Passeriformes; Tyrannidae
Gene: IKZF4
Product: IKAROS family zinc finger 4
Exons: 8
Coding region: 2008-3792 (594 amino acids)
Biological process (GO): regulation of transcription by RNA polymerase II
Molecular function (GO): DNA-binding transcription factor activity; RNA polymerase II cis-regulatory region sequence-specific DNA binding
Source: RefSeq, a predicted model, not a curated record